Molecule: messenger RNA, 3885 nt
Organism: Penicillium macrosclerotiorum
Lineage: Eukaryota; Fungi; Ascomycota; Eurotiomycetes; Eurotiales; Aspergillaceae
Product: EF hand domain protein
Exons: 5
Coding region: 1-3885 (1294 amino acids)
Biological process (GO): endosomal transport; endocytosis
Cellular component (GO): cytoplasm; plasma membrane
Molecular function (GO): protein binding; calcium ion binding
Source: RefSeq, a predicted model, not a curated record
AUGGCUGAUAACCCACAACGGCAUCCGAACCUGAACCUCACUCCCGAGGAGAAGCGCGUUUUCUACCAGCUCUUCCAGGCGGCAGAUACCACCAACCUUGGCGUCAUCACUGGCGAGAUUGCAGUCCCUUUCUUUGAGAAGACACAUCUUCCGUCCGCCACUCUUGGAGAGAUCUGGCAGCUUGCAGACAAGGAGAACAGGGGUCUUUUGACCCCCUCCGGAUUUGGGAUCGUUUUACGAUUGAUUGGGCAUGCACAGGCUGGUCCGCGAUAUGUGCUCCCUGUCAUCUUCCUUCCACGGAAGGAUGGAAUGGACGUAACACUAACCACAUAUCUUCUUGAUUACAGCUGGUCCCUUGCCCCGUUUCGAUGGCAUCUCAGUAGAUACAACGCCCGCCCCCCGGAGUCUGGCACUGCUAGCCCUCCACCUGCUGCGGGCGCCCCCAUUCGAGUGCCGCCCUUGCAACCCGAUGACGCCCACAAGUUUGUUUCCCUUUUUGAUAAAUCCGAUGUUCAUAAUGGAAUGAUCUCAGGAGAAAUCGCCAAGCAGAUCUUCGAACGUGCCAGGCUGCCAAAUGAAGUUCUGGGUCGGAUAUGGAACCUUUCAGACACCAAGCAGCGCGGAGCGCUUGAUGCAACUGAGUUUGUCAUUGCUAUGCACCUUUUGACGUCAUUCAAGUCAGGUGCGCUUCGUGGCAUUCCCCAGACUCUUCCGCCUGGUCUAUACGAAGCUGCGGCCCGCCGCGGAUCCGGCCGGGGUUCUUUUGGAUCCCGCGCCGAGGUGCCUCCUGUACCUGCGAUUCCUAAACAAUUUACCGGUCCUCAGCGAACUGGUAGCCCGAUGAGCCCGAUUGGUGUUGGUCGCUCACCAUUCGGCAACCCUCUUUCAGCUCAGUCGACCGGCGACUGGCUUGUUAAUCCGCAGGAGAAAGCGCACUUUGAUAGUAUCUUCGAGACAGUUGAUACUGCCAAGGUUGGCAUCAUCACCGGUGACCAGGCUGUUUCGUUCUUCAUGAAAGCGCAGCUAUCUGAAGAAGUUCUCGCUCAAAUUUGGGACCUGGCUGAUAUUGAUGCUGAUGGCCAGCUGACCCGCGAGGAAUUUGCGGUGGCCAUGUAUCUUGUCAGACUUCAACGAUCUGGCAAGGAGCCUCUUCCCCAAGUCCUACCGCCUGCAUUGAUUCCACCCAACAUGCGCCGACAGGCUCCUACACCCCAAUCUGCUGCCGUACCAGCCCCUGCUCCAGCACCCGCACCCGUUCCACGAUCUGCUGCGGAUGACUUAUUCGGUCUCGAUUCUCCGCCGCCGCCUGUGCCACAAACUCAAAUGCCUCAAUCUACUGGUGGCUCCAACGCUGCAUUCCACACACCCGGUUCCCCAUCGUCCAGAGCUUCUCCACAAACCGCCUCUACAACUUUCAAGCCGUUCAUCCCCACGUCUACUUUCGGCCAGAGCCUGCAGCCCCAAAUGACUGGUGCAUCGGGUGGUAUCCCUGCUACAGCUCGCUCGCCCCCGCCUCCUGCUGAUGACUUACUGGGCGACAAUGAUCCCGAAGAGUCGAAGAAGCUAACUCAGGAGACAAGUGAUCUCGCAAAUCUCUCCAAUCAGAUUGGCUCUUUGGCUAAGGAGAUGCACACUGUCCAAGAAAAGCGCACUUCUGCUGAACAAAAUAUCACGCAGACCUCUCAGCAGAAACGUGAUUUCGAAGCUCGUCUCGCCCAGGCCCGUGCUAUGUAUGAGCAGGAGGUUGCCAACUUCAAAGCUCUCGAGGAACGCCUCAAGACAUCCAAGGCUGAAACGACCAAGUUGCAGCAAGAAUAUGCUUUGAUUGAGGGUAGCCGACAGGACCUGCAGGGCCAAUAUAGCCAGGUUGCGACUGCACUAGCUGCUGAUCAGCAGGAGAAUGCCAGCCUGAAGGAGAAGAUCCGUCUUGCGAACGCAGAAGUGGCCCAGCUCAAGCCAGCGCUGGAGAAGGCUCGCUCUGAAGCUCGUCAGCAGAAGGGUCUUGUUGCAAUUAACAAGAAGCAGCUGGCUACUGUGGAAGGCGAGCGCGAUAAGAUCGAGGGCGAAAUCGACUCUAUCGCCAGGGAUACUCCUCAGUAUACUGAGGAAUCCGCCACUCCAGUUAGCACCGCCGCCGAGGUUGUCAGCCCCUCUGUUUCUACUGCAAGCCAGAAUACCAACCCAUUCUUCCGACGGACUGCAACAGGCAACUCUAGCGAUCGUGCCCUCUCACCUGAUUCCUCUAGUGACCAGCAGAAGGCUUUCGAUAGCCUCUUCGGCCAGUCCUUUGCAGCUCCUGUAGCCGCUGGCCCGCCUCCCACCUCGUUCCGUGCUGAGUCGCCGCUGUCUACUACCAAGUCACCCGCUACUUCUCAUGUCCCUACCCCGUCAGUGUCUCCGCCCCCUGGAGCACUGCCUGGUGCCUUCCCUUCUGGCGCCCUUGAGCCCCCGCCCCCUAGCGAGUCUCGCCAGCUUACUCCGAACUUCCUGCCGUUCAACGAGACUCAUUCUGUGACCUCGUCUACUAUGGUAUCGCCCCCUGCUAGCCGAUUUGGUGGCCCUGAAACCUCGGGUAUUGCAACUCCUUCACAAGCUACAAGCGACCAGGGCCCGCCUUCUGCGGCCGAGUCUAGCGACUACAGCCGUGCUCCGCCGUCAACAGUUGAGGGCACACCAGCGCGUUCUCCGUUUGAUGAGAUUCCUCCUCCUGUUGAAUCACUUGCUGCUGUUCAGCAACCAGCGGCAGCAGCUCUUUCUCCAGUCUCUACCGGCAAUCAAGAGCCCGCAAAGGACCUGUCUUUUGACGAACUUUUUGGAAGCAAAGCCCACAAGCGAUCCGAGUCAGAGAAUGCGAACGAUUUCGAGGAAGCGUUCGCGUCUAUGAGGCAGCCCUCCGGGUCGCAGAAUGCGAACGGUGCAGCCGCUCCACAGUCAGAAUUCCCUCCCAUCCAGGAGCUUCACCAUGACGAGGAUGAGGAUGAUAGCUCCGAUGAUGAGGGUGCCAUGGGGUUCGAUGAUGACUUCGCUCCGGUUUCGCCAACCGCUACGAAGAAGGGAAUGCCGAGUGACUCGAUCGAUGCUUCUCAGCUCGCUGCUUUCCCAGCCCCUGGGACAUCUCAGCCGUCGACUCAGCCCCCCGGCCCAGAUGAGCAACUCAGCCCUCCUAAAUAUGAACCUGGCAAUGAAGAUGGUAGCCAGAUGCCGCCGCAGUUUUCCGGUCUUUUGCCGGAGCGCACCGACCCCACUGUCGCUCCAGAUGCUCCCCAUUCCGUGGAACACAGCACGGGCGCACCGGUGAUUGGAAACGAGCCUCAACAUGAUCUGGGCCCUCAGGAGGCUCCGGCCCCCAUCGGCGGAGCAAAGACAGGCGGACCUGACUUCGAGGCGGCCUUUGCUGGACUCAACCUCGCGCCUGCCCAGGAAGCCGACGAUGAUGACGAUGAGCCCGAGGAUCAUGACAAGAAGCAUACUUCGGACUUCGACUUCUCGUUUGAUUCUCCGGCCCAGCAGACCCACGGUGCUUCUUCCAGCACCGACGCUGGCCACGCUGGUUCUUCUGACUUCUUUUCCUUCGACAACAAUGUCCAAGCUGCAACUGCCCAGCCUGUCGCCUCUCCCAAUGGAGGCGAGUCCAAUGCUGCUGGCCAUGACUGGGACACUCUCUUUGCCCCUCUGGACAAUGCCAAGCCUGCCACUGGCGAGGAUGUCAAUGGAGCCAGUUCCAAGUCUCCUGGCUGGGCCCUCAACACCGACUCGGGCGAAGAUGACCUGAUUUUACAGCGAUUGACUGGCAUGGGCUUCCCCCGGGAUGAAUCUCUUGCUGCUUUGGAAAAGUUCGACUACAAUCUUGACAAGGCUGCGGACUACCUGACGUCCAAGCCCUAA